Messenger RNA from Pomacea canaliculata, 6447 nucleotides. RefSeq names its product headcase protein homolog. Lineage: Eukaryota; Metazoa; Mollusca; Gastropoda; Architaenioglossa; Ampullariidae. Bases 303 to 2222 code for a protein of 639 amino acids. The transcript is spliced from 2 exons. The record is from RefSeq and is a predicted model, not a curated record.
CGAUGUAAACAGGCCCUCAUUAGCAUACGAUCUGUCAAGGUCGUAGACCGCUACCCAAUCACAAUUUACAUACGGUUUGUAUUUGGAAAGCGAAGCCAAUGGCCAUCGUUUUAACAUCCACCAAUCUUGGCUUCACCGGCAAGUGUGUGACACACCUCUCCCAGAACCAUAACAAGCGAGCUGCUGGAAACCGGCGACAGACAACGCUUUGCUAUCGACAGUUAGUAUAAUGCAAGGAUACUUUGCAGUGGAGGCAGCUUACUGUGACAGCUUGACGGCUUUUUAGCACUUGUCUCUGAAACAUGCCAAAUAAUCGACAUCCGAGGAAUCAUCGUCUGCGCGACGAAGAUGCACACAACAAUAAUAACGGCGGGCUUCAGCCGCCAGUUCAAGCGGCGGUCCCACGCGAAGUAAGACCAGUGGCUGGCAGUGGUAUGGCGAACCAGCCGCGUCAGAAUGACAAUAACGGCGAGCGCUUGCAAAAGUGUUGCACUCCCGGGCCGUGCCGUUUUCCAGAUGAAACUGUAGAUCCACAGGAUCCGUACGAUGCUGUGAAAGUGAUAUGCAACAAUGAUACCUGCACAGAAGGUUCGUGGAUGCACAAAGACUGCUUCGAGGAGUUCGAGCAGGGUGUGCUAGCGUAUUUGCGCUCAUGUGGACGUGCGCGAAGCUGGAGCGAAAAGCAGCGACUACAAAAUCUUUGGACGAAGAAAGGCUACGACCUGGCCUUCAAAGCCUGCGAUUGUCGUUGCGGUCGUGGGCAUCUGCGGAAGGACUUGGACUACGUGGCGCCCCCAGUGAAUGAAAACAUGCGGAAGCAGAAGAAGCACAAGAAGAAGAACGACAAACCUAUGCCCGUGGUCAGCACUGCCCACAAGUCGAACAGCCACAGCUGCAAUCCGACUCUAAACACCAGUUGUGGCAAUCAUAAUCCCACCACCAACGGAAAUCAUGUCAACAACAACCAUGUUGGCACCACGCAGCAUUCAAACGGCAUCGCAGGAGGCUGCAAAACCAUCCAGCAGACCUCCCAGGGAGGAUCCAACGGCAGCAGCGGAAGAGGCCGGAAGAACUCAAUGUCGUCCUCUACCACCACCAAGACGGACAGCGGGACGCGUCGGAACGAAGACAACCUUCACAUCUGCGGCAUGGAGCAGAGCGUGCUAGACAAUCAGACAUCGCCUCCUCCUGUUAUGCCACUCACUCCAGCUUCCGGUGGCCUGCCGCACGGCAUCAUCAGCAGCGCUAACAACUACAACCUCAACAACAACUUCACCCAUGUGGUUGGGCUGCCUGUGGUCAAUGGAAACCCUCAGCUACGCAUGCGCACGAACAGCGUCAGCAGCACGGGAAGCCAAGGCAGCCACGCCAGCAGCAGCAGUCUGCCCAGCUCCGCGGGCUCCCACUCUCCCAUCUCGUCCUCUCCCGUGGCCGGGGACAUGUUCUUCAAGGCUCGCAAAUCCAGCGAUGCCUCCUCCGACAACGGCGGCAUCGGGGGCUGCGGUCCUCUGAUGUUUCGCCAGCGUCAGGAUCUCUCGGCCUUCGCAAGUCUACCCCGCUGCAAGCAGAAUCCCUACAACAUCCGCAUGGAGAACGUAACCAGCCUUUCGUACUCGUUUCCCGCGUCCUGCACCCUCGGCUCCACCAAGAGCGGUUGGGGGGACGUGUGCGAUAUGGGCGCUUGCGAGGCGGAGACUCGCAACUUCGUGCUGACCAACCUCCUCAGCAAAAAGAUGACGUCCACACGCUGUGUCCUGUGCAAGUCACACCUCCCCGUCUUCGACAGGCACCCGCUCAUCGACGGCACAUUCUUCCUUUCACCGCAAUCGUACGACGAGGCAGCAGUGCAGGUGAUAAAAGAUGGCCGACUUCAAUUUCUAAACGCUGUCUGUCUGGGAUGCUUGGAAAAUCGCACAGACAUCAAAUGUGUGGCCUGCAAACGCCCGUGGGACGGGAGAGCCCUAGUAGUGGGAUCCAUGUACACCUACGACAUCUUUGCAGCCAUGCCUUGCUGUCAGAAGCGCCUCACUUGCAAGUGUUGUCGCCGAGCAGUCGUGGAUGUAACCAAAGGCCUCAACUUCUUCUCAGAAUAUUCCCGCAUGAUCAUCUGCCCGUACUGCAAGGCCAAUGACUACCACUUCAUACGCUCUUUGCCAGAAACCUUCGCGAUUGCUGAAGGAGGAGCAGGGGGAGGUUUUGUCACGCCUAUAUGUGAAUAUUGAAGUAGGCACCGUUGGUAAGCUCCCACACCACCUCUACUUUAUUUUAUGCUUACCUCCCUCCCCAGUUUUGCCAUUUUUGAACUGCUUGCAUGACGAACAGAAUACACUUCCCUGAACCUGUCAUCAUGUUACCUCUUUCUAUUUCUUUUAAUUAUAUAGGUGUAAUUCCUAGUCGAGAUACCCGUGUAGGCUUAAUCACACCAGUUAGAAUUUACUUCUCCUGAUUUUCAUACAUAUUGUCAUUCUGUGAGAAGAAAGAUUAAACACUUUUUUUUGCCUGACAGCCAACUAACACAUUGUUCUCCUAACAGUACAUGUUCUUAGGGUGGUGGCAUACAGCGAGGACAGUUUGACUUCAACAUGUAAAUUAUAAUCUGUCAGACCUUUCUCCUUCCUUGCAUCCCUGUUGCAGUUUUUUCAACAUUGAAAAAUAAAAGGAAGAAGUAAAAACAAAGAGUGAAUAAAGACCACUAGAUUUUCUUUAAACACACUGUACAUAAUGCCUUAGCUUAGUCUUCUUCCUUUUUGCCCCCAGUGGACCAUACUACACCACGGAUCCAGUUCUGGGUGUCCCUUCCCAGUUGGGUCCAUUUUAGCAGUAGUAUUGACAGCAUAACAUUCAACAGUGAAUUUCAUUUCAUGGUUCAUCUCUGUCCCCCUGUUAAGUUUAACGGGGAGGUAACAGCAAGCCAUAUUAUUAAUAAGCAUUGAGACCUUAUGUUUUUUUUCUUCCUUCAUCAAUGCAUCAGCAUUAUCGAAGAUUGAGUAUUUUUCUUCAUUGAUUUAGUCUAAGGUGUUAAGGAAAGGUGUUAAGGGAAAAGCUUUAUAAAAAUUCAGCCAAGAAGAACAGGAAGAACCACACAUUUUUAUAUAUGGCAUUUAUAAUGAGAACUCGGUGAUCCAACAAAUACAAAUAUUCAUUCCUGGCAGACACAUGUUCAACACAUUGCCUAUGAUGCACACAUGCAAAGCUAAGGAGUGAUGGUAUACAGAGUUGCCAUAAAAUAAUAUGUACAUCUCAGAUGGGCUUCUUGUUACCCCUAGACUAGGUCACAGAGAGAUUAUUUUUAUCUAAUGCUUGGCCCACAGCUUUCUCUGACCUUUAAAAAGUCAUCACGACCUAGAGCUUACAUAGCAGAAACUUUAUUGAAACAUCACGUUGACAUUUUGACUGUACACUUUUGCAACCUUUUUAUAAAUUGGUGGAUUUGUUUAUAAGAAGUCAGCAGUCUUGUAGAAUUAGGGUUCCUGAUUCUGUUCCGUCUUUUUUUUCAAGUGACCCAGAAGUGCACAGGCUGUCUGCUAUGUGUAGAUCAUGUUCUCACUGUUGAGCCGUGUGUGCAGGAUGGUGGUGGUGGUGGGGGUUGUCUAAAGCUGAUUAGAUGUUACAGUUUUGUAUACCUCCGUUGCAAGGAAUGCUUAAGAAGUAACCAGUAAAAUGUCAACCUUCACCAUGUAGGUGUUGUUGAUAUACACAGAAGUCUGUAUGCUCACAUGAGUUUCAAGUUGUCAGUGGAGCAGAUGCUCAAAUGCACUAAAAUGUGAGUCCUAAAAUAGUUAUACAUAGAAGACAGGUGCUAAAAGUCUUAAGAGGCUUUGUUUGGGUAGGGAGAUGAGGGAUGAUGAUGCUGAAUAAAAAAGUGAGUGAAAAAGCCAGUCUGUAAUGAGAAGAAAGUCACUCAUACAUUUAACACUGGACAAAAUGGUCACUCUUUUUAAAAGGCAGCUACUUAUAUAUGUCAUAUUUAUAUCCAUUUUGUGCAUUUUGACUGAUUGUACUUGUAUUAGUACUCCUUAUAAGUUUUCUCCAUUUUUUGUGGACAGCAAGACAUUGGGGAUGAUGAUGGUGUAAUUUGCUGUAGUAUAACCACUUGGAUUGUAUGCAGUAAAAUGAAAUAUAAUGAAAUUGAUUUUUUUGUGUCUGUGUUUUUGCGUAAUGCCUUUUUCUGGAUCAGUCGUUGGUGUAACACACUGAGUCAAAAGUUACGAACUGUGUCAAAACUGUAGUUUUGACUGGAUGUUUUGUUUUUCCCCUCAUUAGAAAGGUGGUGUUUGGUACGCUGUGCCAACUCAGUCAACGGUGGCCUGAUGAAAGCUUUGCUACAGAGCCAAUGGAACUUUUGCUUAGCCAUUUAGAUGUUUGAUUUGAAUGCUUCUGUUUUUAGUUAACCUUUAAAAGAGUAAGCAAGUUGGUGUGCUUUAAUUUUUCCCACGGUGUGAAGAAAAUGAUGGACAGGAGUCUGCAAAACUUUGAGCCAGACAUUUGUCAUAUCUUAACAUUCCUGGAGUUUGGGGAUUUCUUUGUACUAAUUGCACAAUUUUUGUUAAUGUUUUUGUGCCUAAGUUUAUUGUCACAAAGUGUUAGUUCUUUCAGAUCAUGAUGGUAAUAAAAUAGAUUGUAAGGUGCAAUGCAUUUUUUUUAAAUUUUGGGUUCUUUUGUUGAGACCUGAUUACGUUUUCCCCAAGGAUAUGGUGGCCAAAGGAAUGAAUGUAUGCAAAUGUAUGCAGAUAUUUUUGUAGCAUUUGAGUGUAUUUGUAUUUGGACCAGUGAUGCCCAUUUUUCUUCUGUGGGUGGUUUCUGCAGGCAGCUACAUGGAGUUGACAAUGCAAGCUUUGAUGGUUGAACCACUGGUUCAUGCAGUGUUUUAAAUGCUUUGACCCUACAGGUUUAUAUGGUGUUAAAUGCUUUGAGCCUGCAGGUUCAUGUGGUGUUUUAAAUGCUUUGAGCCUACAGGUUUAUGUGUUGUAAUUUGAUGAAGGAAGUGGGGAUGGAGGAUAGCAUUGUGGAGUGAGAGAGUGAACAGGGGAGAGCAUCGUGGUAGCCCAUCUUGGUAGUUUUUCCGCAGGGCUUCUUGGACAGUGUAAAUGGCAUACAACUUUGGACAGUGUUUAAGCACAGAAGUUUUCUUACCUUACCUCCCAGUGUUUCACGAUUCAUAAUCCUCCCUUGCUUCAUUCCCUUUUUUUUUUUUUUGUAGACUCUGGAUGAUUUUUUUUCGUGCUUUUGUCUGUUGGACAGUGGUUCAGAAAUAAAGGAUCCUUUGCAUCCAUCUUAUCCCUUUCAGAUCAUGCCUCCUCUUAUCUGUAAUCUGGUAGUGUUUAUUGAAACACUUAAUUUUCUUAAUUUUUUAAGGUGUGGGGGGGGAUGAGGUGGUUAGCCAAUUAUCUAAAGGUUGCUCUCCAAUAAAAAUAGGCCAGAUAGUAGGAAUCUGUGAGAGUCCUAUUGUACACUAAAUGGGUUAAUUAAUAUUUUCCUUAUUUGGAAGAUAGGACUUGAAUAGUACUCUGUUGCUUGGGAAUCUUCAGAGGAUAUAGCUGUAUUUGUUUUAUUUUGUGUCUUUUAUCCCACAACCCACCCUCCUUUUGUUGUUUUCUCCCUGGUGGAUUUAAGUAUCAUGUAUCUUCAAGGGCAUUUGUGAAGACACAUUUUUUCAUCUUGGUUUUCUUGCACCAAGGCAACACAGCAUUAUAGUAUUUCACCUUGUUCUCAAAGCUCUGGGAUCUACAUAUUAUAUGUGUAAAAUUAAGGACACAUGAUGUGUAACAUAGAAAUUGGAGCAUGUAAUGUGAAAAGCAUUGUUUGGAGCUUGUGUUCAAUGUCAACUUGUGUAGCAAAGGUGUUUGCUGAGCACAGACUAGAGAUCAUUCUUGUCUUUCGGAAUGUGUCUGUGCAGGGUCAUUUUGAAGAAGAUUAAGAAUCAGAAGAUUUGUGCAGGGGAAAAUGGUGACCUUUUUCUAUUUUUCUGAUCUUGUUUCUGAUGGAUUCACAGCCUUUGUAUAGCAAGAACUUGCUAAUUGCUGUUCAAAUCAUGUUUGUUUAUUAGUAGUCACUUUUCUUUCUGAGGGUGCGACAACUCAGAAAGCUGUACAGGAAAGUGUAAUAUUGUUCUCCUGAUCAGCAGAGACUUGUACAGUCAUGACUCAGCUGCUCAGUGAAAAACUUGUGGUUUCUAAUAGCAAAAAGCUGGAGGUAAAUCAUGUAACAUUAGUUCCUUUUGGUUAUUGACUUUCUCUGGAGUUGAUGUCCAUGUGCUUUUAAAAUGUACUGAUCUGGAGCUAUAUAUUUUUUUUUAAUGUGUUGAUGGAUGAUGCUGUGGGCGUUUAUUUGGACCACUUUAAAAUGUAAAUAAAAGUUGACAGUUUUCAUUGCUUGUCUGUGCCUGUGGUUGCAUCCUUACACCAUUUGUAACACUUUUACUACAAUAUAGCAUGUGUAUGUAAAAAA